GCACCCCUGGGGGUAUGUGUAGUGGAACUAGAGCUUCCUGCUCGCUGGCUCUCUCCCCCAUUGUCUGCCACCAGCCUCCACAAAUCAGAAGAUCUGAGCAUCACUCCUCUCCGAGCUGAGCUGUACUACACCCUAGCACCCCCUUUGUCAGGGAAGAUACCCAGGGAGUGCCCUCAUGCACAGACCCAGGAAAAGUCACGACCUGGCAGCGAGGGGAGUAAGGAGAAGCUGCACUAUGUGGGCCCUGUUGAUAUCCGAGUGAUGAGCCCUCCACGGCGCCAGGAAGUCCGUCUGGAUGACAAUGUGAUGGUCCGAGUCCCUGACAUGGCCCUGCGUCCUGGACAGCUCUUCACCGCCACCCUCAUCCUGCAGCAGAACUUUACUGCUGAUCUGCUGACACUCCGAAUCAAAGUGAAGAAAGGUCUACAGGUUCUGGCUGCUCGACCCACCAGGCCAGAUGCCUGGACUGCAAAACUGGACAAGUUUAAGGGUGCCAAACACCACACUGCUCUUGUUACUUGUCGCCGUUCCAUUGACAGUGGGUUAAACUGGCGGGCAGCAGAUUCUCCAGAGUUCUUGUAUCUGGAUUUCAUGGUGGAGAACAGCACAGGGGGCCUGUCUUCUACACGUCCUGUCACCUGGCAAGUGGAAUACCCUGGCCAGGACCCAGAAGCUGAAAAAGACAAGAUGGUAUGGGAGAUCCAAGUGUCAGAACGAGACGUGCGGGCCUUGGUUCCCUUGGUGAAGGAGCAGGAGAUUGUGAACACCGCACUCCUAACAGGAAUCCUUCACUCAGUGCCAGUGAAGCUGAUUGUGGUAGAAACAGGUGGAGCAGUCUUUGAGGUGACUGAGCAGAUGGGCUGUGAGUCUUCUAACAAGCAGGUCUUGCAGGUGAGAAACUGGGAUGCCUCACAGAGGACAUUUUUCCUUCUUUGUGGCCAGUUCCAGGAUCAAAAUCUACAAUGCUUAUUAAGAACGAUCAAAGAAUCUGGUAGAAUAUUAAAGACCAGCAGGUUUUUGUUCAGGUUUACCUUUCAUGGGCAUGACUGCCUUCAUCACCUAUAUGUGG
This is a messenger RNA of Sceloporus undulatus (fence lizard), 1069 nucleotides long. Its product is annotated as transmembrane protein 132A-like. The record is from RefSeq and is a predicted model, not a curated record. The transcript is spliced from 4 exons. The annotation marks the transcript as partial. NCBI's taxonomy places the organism in Eukaryota, Metazoa, Chordata, Lepidosauria, Squamata, Phrynosomatidae.